This is a messenger RNA of Cordyceps militaris CM01, 1416 nucleotides long. RefSeq names its product cAMP receptor-like protein, putative. NCBI's taxonomy places the organism in Eukaryota, Fungi, Ascomycota, Sordariomycetes, Hypocreales, Cordycipitaceae. The record is from RefSeq and is a predicted model, not a curated record. Gene Ontology annotation, molecular function: G protein-coupled receptor activity. Gene Ontology annotation, cellular component: plasma membrane. The transcript has 4 exons. Bases 1 to 1416 code for a protein of 471 amino acids. Gene Ontology annotation, biological process: adenylate cyclase-activating G protein-coupled receptor signaling pathway; cell surface receptor signaling pathway.
AUGGGCAAGGGACCUAUGUCUGCACCGGAGCAGUUUGGACCGGAUGAGGUCCGCUUGCUGAUCAAGCUGGAGCGCAUAGGAGGCUGCAUCAGCUUGGUCGCGGUGAUGCUCGUCUUCAUUGUCUACGCUUUUUUCCCCAAAGUACGCAAUGUCCAAAACACAUUCAUCGUCUUUGCGAGCGUGUCGAAUGCUGGAGCGAGCGUGGCUACCAUCAUUGCCUUUGACGGACUCAGAAAAGGCACAGGCUCAACAUUGUGCAAAGCGCAGAGCUUUCUUUUCGAGAUGUUCAUGCAGUCUGACCCUUGGUGGUCCCUGGCAAUGGCCGUCAACGUCUUGCUCGUCUUUUACUUUCGUGCCACGCCUGAUUCCUUUGCCCGAUGGUGGUGGGUGUAUUGCCUCGUAUGCUAUGGUGGACCCUUCGUCAUCGCCCUCACGUUGCUGCUCACGAAAAACGCUGCCAAAGGCCCGAUAUAUGGCGAGGCGACGAUCUGGUGCUGGGUCGACAGACAGUGGGAUGACAUUCGAAUCUACACAUACUACAUGCUCAUCUGGAUUUGCAUUGCCGGCUCUCUGCUCUGCUACGCCUUGGUUGGCUACCAUGUCUUUCGGUCGAGGGACAGGCUUCGUAGUUUAACAGCCUCUAGCAGAGAUCCAGCUGUUGAAAUGCCACGCAAUGAUGAGAAUACGGGGAGCUACGCGACUGUUGUGACCGAGGUGCAGGUCACAUCGACUGCUGGCGAACCUCGAUCAUGCCCAACAUCGUUGCCACGACCAAAGCCGGCGGAGAUCAACACGCAGAUUCCCGUGCAGAGUGUGUUUGAGCACUCGCCAACAGAGGCUCCCUCUGGGCUUGUCCAAUACUUCUCUUCCGUCGAAUCGCCGAGCCGAAGGCCACGCGAACCACGGCCUCCGCUGAUGCAGAGAGUCAAGUCGUCCAUGGCGUCAGCAGCCCGACGGUUUACUGUGGCCGAUCCUGUCAAGCGGGCAUACCUGAGAACCAGCUUCCUGUUUGCGAUUAGUGUUCUUGUCACCUGGAUCCCGAGCAGUAUGAACCGCAUCCAUGGCUGGAUCGAUGGCCAGUCACCAUACGAGUUCCACGUGGCUACGGCGGCUGUGCUUCCUCUCCAAGGACUAUGGAACUGUAUCAUCUUUUUUGUGACGAGCUGGAAUGUUCUUCAGCGACAUCGUCGAAACACGGCAGCUUCCGCGGCCGCGACCGAGGCAAUUGACAGGUUCCACCAGGACAGCGCCCAGCGCACCACUGCGAGGGCUAGUUAUGGGCAUGGUGAUCCCAGGCGUUAUGACAGCCAUAGCGAGACUGACUUAGGAGACGGAGAUUCCAGAACGAUUAGUAGUGAUAUCGAGCUGCAGCGGCGGUCCAAGUCGCAGGGCACGAGCACGCCUCCAGUGGCAUGA